AUGAGAAGAAAAAAUGGCAAACUCGGCGGAAAAGCUAUAGAGCUAGAAGGCCCUGAAGACGCUCAGAUAAUGAAACCGAAUCAUAAGCUGUUAAAGAAGUCGAUAGAAAAGAAAACGUUACCAAUUUCAGAUGAUCAAUUAGCUGAGUGGAGUCUUUUACGAAAAGAAUGGGAAGAAGCAAAUAGUGAAAAUUUAUUAGAGAAAAAAGUUAAUGAGUUUAAUACCUUGAACGCGGCUGAUGGUCUAUGCAAAACAGCACAUUUAGACGAAAGCGAUAAUAAUAAAAGUAAAGUCAAUAUUAAGAAUGACUAUACGUGGGAAUAUUUAGUAUUUUGGAGAAAUACUAACCAGUUAGCUGAUUGGUUAGCGUUAAACGUUAAUAGAUCAUAUAGGGUUAAAAUUACGGAUGUUGAAAUAGACUGGAAAGCGUCGAUUAAUAUAAUUAUGAAAGAGUUUCAGGGUGAUGUUUCUAGUUUGAAUAAUGAUCUUACUGCCUAUAAUUUAAAAAAUUAUUUAGAAAUUUUACCGACAUUUACAAUGUUAAAUCAAAGAAAUCUGGAACUCUAUGAAAAAAAGGAUCCAACGAUUAAACAGAUAAUCAAUGAAGCAUUUGAUAAGUUGAAAGACAAAUUAGAUGAGAAUAAUUUUCGAAUACCAUUUAAUUAUCAUGCCAAAUUAUUGCAGAUAUUGGAUGAUAGAUCGUUCCUGAUUUUAAUGGAAGAAUUUUUCAUGAAACAGUUAAAGGGUGUUUCAAAACCAAAAUCAAGUGUCCAACGUUCAUCCGGAUCAAAAAUUAAAUUAGUAUCCAUGUCACAUCUACAACUCACAGCAACACUCGGAACAGUCAAAGUAAUAAAGAAAGAAGGUUUUGCAUUACUGGAAGGAGCUAUAAAUAAUUUCUGUGAAGAAAUAGGAAAUCUAGAACAUAAUUUGACUAUAAAUAAUUUAUGUAAAGACAUGGGAAAUCUAGAAAAUCAUUUGAGGAAUACGUAUGAGACAAUGGAAGAACAAAACGAACUCUCAAGUAUAAAGUGGCGUCUGGUGGAUUCUGGCAUUGAUCUCAAGAAGAACAAUAUAGAGUUGACACAAGAAGAACAGGAAUGUAUUAACAAUUUAAAGAAUUUACUAAAUGAUGUUGAGACGUCAACCAAUGACUUGAAGUUAUUGCAACAGGUAAUGGAUAAAAGUAAUGUUAAAUUCCAAAGUAACAAUCAAACCUUAGAAGAAGCCAACAUGAGACUUUAUGAUCCAGUUCCCAAAGACUCACAAGUUUAUAAGCCUCCUUUACAGAAGACCCUUGGAGCGAUUAGUAAAUGGCACAAAUCUACAAGCAAAACUUAG
Rhizophagus irregularis DAOM 181602=DAOM 197198 is the source of this 1341-nucleotide messenger RNA. RefSeq lists its product as uncharacterized. The record is from RefSeq and is a predicted model, not a curated record. Lineage: Eukaryota; Fungi; Glomeromycota; Glomeromycetes; Glomerales; Glomeraceae.